Molecule: messenger RNA, 939 nt
Organism: Symbiodinium necroappetens
Lineage: Eukaryota; Dinophyceae; Suessiales; Symbiodiniaceae
Source: the annotation of a GenBank genome assembly
AUGCAAGACGGCAGCUCCUUGCCCCAUCUGCCACGCGAAGUGGUCGUUCGCAUCUUUGAGAGGCUGCCAAUUCUAAGCUUUCUUCGCGGAGCGAUUGCGACCUGUCGCAAGUUUUCCUUAAAGUGGUAUCUGGAGCGGAGUUUCCAGAAAGUGGUCGUGGUACCGGAUGAGGAGAAGAGCAUCAAUGCGGCGAUGAACCGUCUUGCCAGGGAAGGCGAUGUCGGCCAGGGCCUCGUGUUGGUCCGUCCUGGCUUGUACUCCGAAACGGUCCGCGUGACUCAGAACUGCUAUGUGCUGGGGUUCGGGCCGAGCCAUGAUGUUGUUGUGGAAGCUCCUGGCUGGGAGAGUGCCCUUGUCUCCGCGGGCCUGGGAGGGUACCACAUGCCCAAGAUGCUGGGCUGGGGAGGAUUCACUUCUGGCGAGGCUGCUUGCAUUGAGAACAUCACUUUUCGUUGCCGCAAUGAACAGAUGCGCGGGCAGUGCGUGUACAUUGUCAUGGGCCAGCUACACCUAGUGCGCUGCACUGUAGACGGUGGAGUUUUUGUCAGUGGUGGGCGUACCGCACCUCGCUUCAGCGAGUGCCACAUUCGCAAGUCACGGGGCAAUGGCAUACGAUUCACCGACCACGCUCACGCAUCGAUGAGGGGAAGCUCCGUGGAACAUCAUGGAGGCCAUGGGGUUCUCAUUGAGAGGAACUCGCAGCCCAAAAUUGCCGAAACGUCGAUCUGCGGCAACGCCGGGUAUGGCAUCCGCGUGUACUGUGGCAGCAGCAUGCUUCCCAGCAACAAUGAAGCUCUGAUGCCAGCCUCUCUUGAAAGCAUUCAGAACAAUUACUUUGAAGGCAACGAAACUGGAGAGCUUUCUCUAACACCUCGCUUUGCGGAUCGAGAUCUCGAUUCAGAUGAUGAUAACGACCUUUCCUUACUUCGGCGGCUCUGA